This is a messenger RNA of Saccostrea cuccullata (small rock oyster), 2113 nucleotides long. RefSeq names its product leucine-rich repeat-containing protein 59-like. Gene Ontology annotation, molecular function: protein binding. NCBI's taxonomy places the organism in Eukaryota, Metazoa, Mollusca, Bivalvia, Ostreida, Ostreidae. The transcript is spliced from 7 exons. The record is from RefSeq and is a predicted model, not a curated record. The coding region runs from base 62 to 1045 and encodes 327 amino acids.
UGGACACAAUGACAGCAGCUUCCGGUUUGUGCAAUUACAACUUUCACUUUAAACGUGCAAAAUGCCGAAAGAUAAUCUGAAGGAUAAACUGGAGGGAAAUGAGUUGGACUUAAGUCUCAACAAUUUAGAUACAGUUCCUGUUAAAGAACUGGCUGCCAUUCCAAAAGCAACACGGCUUGAUUUAUCCUGCAAUCAACUUGUAUCCCUACCAGACAAUUUUAGUUCUUUGACCCACCUAGUAAAGAUUGACCUCAGUAAAAACAAGUUAACAGAACUCCCUGACAACUUUGGAAACCUUCAGAACCUUCAGCACCUUGAUCUCCUAGGAAACCAGCUGACCAUUCUUCCAAUCAGUUUUUAUAAACUGACCAAACUCAAAUGGCUUGACUUGAAGGAUAACCCACUCCAGACUGACCUUAAGAAAAUUGCUGGAGACUGCUUAGAUGAAAACCAGUGCAAGAAGUGUGCAACUCAAGUUCUAAAGUACCUCAGGGAUUAUAAUUCAGAACUUGAGCGACUAAAACAAAAGAAGCUAAGAGAGGAAAGAGAGGCAAAGAAACGACAAAAAGAGAAGGAAGAGGAAGAAAGAGAAAGAGUGCGCCAAGAAAGAAAACAGAAGAAACUUGAAAACAAGAGGAGGAAGGAGGAAUCUACAGCAGAGGGGGAUAUGUCCUCAUCACCUGAUAAGAAACAUGGAGAGGGAAAGAAUGGAAACAUUGGAAACAAAACAGACAGACAGAAAAGCACAGAUUCGAAAUCUGGAAUCCCAUGGUUCACCAUCCUUGCCAUUUUCAUGCUUCUGGUAGCAGUUUUGAUUGGCGGGUUUUACGCAUCAUGUAAAGAUAACAAGAAUGAAGUCUGUGAACAUUACUGGAAACCCAUGGAGACCAAAGCCUUGGUUUUCUUUGGCAGUGUUAGAACCAACACACAGGAAAUUAUUGAAAAAUUUAAAGAAACAGCACUAAAAUAUUAUAGUAAAUAUAUUGGUAAUGACAAGAAAACAUCAGCAGAUACAAAACCUCCAAAAGACACUCCUCAGACUUGAUCUUUCCAGUUUUUUUUUGAUAAAAAUGUAUUUGGGAGGCAUUGGCUGAUUUUUUUCCUUUUUAAAUGAAUUUUUAUCCAUCUUUGAUCUUUUUUACUUCUCUAAAAACAUAGAUUAAAAACAAUAUACACUCCGGAUUUAUCGAUCCCGGCACAUAAAAACAUGGGUACAAAACUUUGCUGUAAGUAAGUUCAACAAUUUUCUUAAAAUUGUACAUUGAUUAAAUCUUCAUUCACUUUCACAGUCUGAAAAAAGCUUUUCAAGUUUCAUAAUACAGUGUAGUUGCUCAAAGAUGCAUGCCAUUUCCCUCCGAAAAUACUAAAUAAAUUGACUUAGAGGUAUUUGUUUAUGUAUUGUAUGAUGAGAAUUCAAUAGAAUAGAAAUAUUGUUGAACUACACAAAACUGAAAAUGAUUUCAUGAGGUAAAAUAAAUAAGAUAUUAUUGACUAAAAGUGACAAAAAGUGGGAACAAUUGUAAAGCAUACUUCUACUUAUUGUAAUGCCAUGCUGUCAUUGAAGAUGGUCUUGUUAUUUUACUUAUGAAUUGUUUUUAAGAUGGUUAGAAGUGCAUGCAUCUCACAUAAAGUUUAUAGCAAUCAGGCAUUCAUAAUGUACAUGUAUGAUUGUAUACAUGUUGUACAUGUAAGAAUAUUUCAGCAGAUGCAAUCUCUCUGAACUUAAGCUUUUUGUGAAAUAAGUAUGUUAUGCAUCAAGUCAUCAUAGACAAUACACUUGUACUAUAAUUUUGUCGAUUCAACAAAUUUUCACAAAUCAUUGUAUUAUAUUUUUAUACUUGGUGUAUAUGUUCUCAUUGGAAUAAUAUUUAAAUUUGGUUUUUCUUCAUGAAUGAAAAGACUUUUACAUUUCUGUUAUUUUACCAAGAGUAUGAUCGAGAGAUGUCUGAAAGGUAUGAAAAGAUUCAAUAAUGAAACAUAGUGUGCCCCUAAUGCAAUAUAGAAAUGGACUACCUGUAAUUUAUCAGAGGCCACAAAGCAUUAGGAAGUAAAUGAAAAACAACAGGGAACCCCUAGUCAUUUCUACUCCCCUGUUAUCUUUCAUAGAAGUCAU